AAGACACACUAGUGAGUGCGCAUCACUGUAUGAGAGCGGCCGGUUGGUUGAAGUUGUGGCAUUAACUGUUCAACCCACCCAAACCCGCGCGUCUGUGUGCGCCCAUUUUCUCCGCGUGUAAACCAGUCCAGCUCUCCGCCUCACUGACAGAUACAGGCUUGAUGACCCGUGGGAGUUAGUUAGGAUAGUUACAACUAGGAGACCAAGUCACGCCGAAGAGAACACAUGCUUUAAAGCACAAGUAACAAACACUGAAGGUAAAUACGGUCGUGGGCGCUCAGUGUGGAAAUAUUGCAGCCCAAAUUAAGGUCUGUGUGUGUAAGCCUCUGUAUCUCUGCGAUGGUCUCCUGCCGCUCUCUCCUGCUUCUGCUGCUCAGUGUCUGCAGCCUGACUGCUCCCUUACUGGCUCUGCCCUUUGAGCAGAGAGGAUUCUGGGACUUUGCUAUGGAUGGAGAAGUGGGAGAUCUGAAGACGGUGAUGAUGAGAGAUGAAGAGGGUUCGGCUAUGGAGGAGCUGCCGCCGGAUGUGUUCUUAUGCCCCUUUGGUUGCCAGUGCCAGCUCAGUGUGGUGCAAUGCUCAGACCUAAGUUUGAUUGCAGUACCCAAGGAAAUUCCCAAAGACACCAAACUCCUGGAUCUACAGAACAACCGCAUCACAGAACUGAAGGAGAAUGACUUCAAAGGACUUACAAACCUCUAUGCUUUGUCACUGGUCAACAACAUGAUCUCCAAAGUCCACCCGCGAACCUUCACACCCCUCCUACACUUAAAAAAGCUUUAUUUUUCCCGUAACCUCCUGACAGUGGUACCCAAGAACCUUCCCCCAUCCCUGGUGGAGCUGCGUAUUCAUGAGAACCGUAUUAAGAAGGUUGCAGAAGGAACGUUCUCUGGUCUGGGCAGCAUGAACUGCAUUGAGAUGGGCGGAAACCCUAUUCAGAACAGCGGCUUUGAGCCCGGCGCUUUUAAAGGCCUGAAACUCAACUACCUGCGCGUCUCUGAGUCCAAACUCACUGGAAUACCGAAAGACCUCCCUGACAGUCUUCAUGAGCUCCACUUGGACAAUAACCAGAUCCAAGCCAUCGAACUGGAGGACCUGAGCCGCUAUAAACACCUGUACAGAUUGGGUCUGGGUUUCAACCACAUCCGAAUGAUUGAGAACGGCAGCCUAUCAUACAUCCCUAAUCUCAGAGAACUGCAUUUGGAAAACAACCGGCUGACCCGCAUCCCCAUGGGACUGGCAGACAUGAAGUAUCUGCAGGUGGUCUACCUUCAUUCCAACAACAUAAGUCGAGUGGAUGUUAAUGACUUCUGCCCUAGAGGUUUCGGCAUGAAGAGGAGCUUUUAUAACGGCAUUAGCCUUUAUGGCAACCCGGUUAACUACUGGGAGGUGCAGCCUGCCACCUUUCGCUGCGUUGGCGACCGUUUGGCCAUUCAUUUCGGAAACUAUAAGAAAUAGGGACUGGAUGAAAAGACAGAUUUGGGGACAAAUAACAAUGCUGGAAAUGAAACAAAACAGAAAAAAACUUGGAGAAAGUGGGCCAAAAUGGUGUCAACAAACAGUGUUUGCAAAUAAUUCCUUAUUACGUAUCUAUGGAUGUAUUUGUUUAUGAAGUCUAAGGGUUCACACAAAGGAUGUUAACUAUAAUGAUAAAGAUGUAGUUUUAAGAAUGGAAUCACUAUCAGACCACUUUUUUUCAGCUAAUGAACAAUACAAAUAUUGACAGCCAAUCAGAAUCCACAUUUUAAAGAGCUUGAGCAUUUAAAGGGGCAGGCGACAAAACUGCAGCGUGCUCAUAAUGAACAUAACAUUAUAGCUAUCGUUAUCUUUAUAGUUACCAUUCUUGAUUUGAACAGGCCUGAAAGAACAAAGAAAGGCGCAAUAAAAAUAAACACAACUGGCUUUAUUAACAAAACCAUAAACCAUUUACAGUCAAGUCUUACCAUUAUCAGUACACUUUUUAAGGGCUCUUUGUUCGCUUGGCAUUUUUUUAUACUAGUAUUAUUGAUAUGUACUGUUAUAUUGUUAUUAUUAUAUAUUAGUUUAUGUAUUAUUACUAGAGAAGUUUGGAUUGGAUGUUGAAAUGGGAAGGUUGAAUCUAGGUGUUCAAUUCAUGGUGCUUAUAAUAAGUGUAUCUGUGUUGUUUGUAAAAAAAUGUUGCUUUCUUUUUUCUCUUUUUGUUGUGUCAUUGCCUUGCUUCAGGGGUCUUAUUGUUGUGGGAGUACUUUAGGGCAAUGGAGGAACUUUACACAGACACAGUAUAAUUAUGUUGUCGAGUUACAUUCAGCCAAAUGCCUCGUGUUUUUACCCAGCCCUUUUGGGUUCGAGGCUGAUUCAGAAAAGGAUUGUAAUGUUAUGUUGUUUUGCACAGUUUCUCUUUGAAUUCCAAAUCUAUUCUUUGUAGCAUUGUUUCUCUAAUGUUUUCUUUGGCAGUGACCCUGCAUGCAUUUAGGCUGCAGUGCUGCACGCUACUGCAUGUCCCAAUAAAAUAUCUUUCAGCUUGACUUCAGGAGCAGAAGUGGCAUACCAUCAUGGUUUGAAAGCUGUGACUAAUAAAACUUGAGUUAACACGA
Messenger RNA from Labeo rohita (rohu), 2570 nucleotides. It is a transcript of the gene bgnb, whose product is annotated as biglycan b. The transcript has 8 exons. Gene Ontology annotation, molecular function: protein binding. The coding region runs from base 340 to 1455 and encodes 371 amino acids. Lineage: Eukaryota; Metazoa; Chordata; Actinopteri; Cypriniformes; Cyprinidae. The record is from RefSeq and is a predicted model, not a curated record.